Messenger RNA from Daphnia pulex (common water flea), 1447 nucleotides. RefSeq names its product RNA-binding protein NOB1-like. Gene Ontology annotation, biological process: maturation of SSU-rRNA; ribosomal small subunit biogenesis. The coding region runs from base 119 to 1384 and encodes 421 amino acids. Gene Ontology annotation, molecular function: RNA endonuclease activity. Gene Ontology annotation, cellular component: preribosome, small subunit precursor. Lineage: Eukaryota; Metazoa; Arthropoda; Branchiopoda; Diplostraca; Daphniidae. The transcript has 7 exons. The record is from RefSeq and is a predicted model, not a curated record.
ACAGCUAUUCAUUCACCAUAAUAGCACACGUGCGAGUAUACAUACAUGUCCUGCAAAUUUAUUUUGUUCGUGAAAAGUUUUGAACUUAUACUAUAGUGUUAACUACAUUGAAUCCAAUAUGAACGAUAAAAAGAUUAGCAAGCUAGUUGCUGAUUCAGCAGCUUUCAUCAGAAAUGCGCAAAUGCAGGAUAUCGCUGAAGUUGUGUACACAGUAAGAGAUGUAGUUGAUGAAAUCAGGGAUGCAGCCACAAAACAGAGACUUAGAGUGUUACCUUAUGAAAUUAAAAUGAUGGAACCAUCCCCUGAUGCUAUUGUUCGAGUGACUGAGUUUUCCAAGAAGACUGGUGAUUAUGCGACUCUGUCAGCCACUGAUAUCAAAGUUAUGGCUUUGACAUAUCAGCUUGAAGUGGAAUCUAAUGGCAAAGAGCAUCUGAAAACUGAACCUACUAUCAAGAAAACUAUAGUUAUUGGUCCUAGACCACCUGGCCCUGAAAAAGUUGAAACAUUGGCUGGCUUUUACAUGCCCAAAGGCGGUGUGAAGCCAGAUGAUGAGAUUGAAAAAGUGACUGAGCAGUUGUCAGAAGUUGUAUUAGUACAAGAUGAAUCCAAAAAAGAAGAGGUCCAUUCAGAAAAUGAAAACACAAAUGAAGAGAAAAAUGGUGAUUCUGGUAAAGGUGAAGAUGAAGAUGAGGAAGGAUAUGACACUGAAGAAGAAUGUGAUGAAGAAGAAGAAGAGGAAGAUGAGUCUGAAGAAGAAGAUGAUGAUGAUGAUGGUGGUUGGAUUACUCCUGGAAAUAUCCAGCAGGUCAAGCAUAGCAUGGCUGGAAACACUGAAACUGUCCAACUUGAUGUUGCAUGCUUGACAACUGAUUUUGCCAUGCAGAAUGUCUUGAUGCAAAUGGGUCUUCAUGUAGUCUCCCUUGAGGGUCGACUGAUUCACGAAGCGCGAACUUACAUAUUGCGUUGCUAUGCUUGUUUCCGAACGACCAGCAAUGUAACCAAAGUCUUCUGUCCGAAAUGUGGAAAUCAAACAUUGAAAAAAGUAGCCGUUAGUUUGAACGAAGACGGCACACUGCAAAUUCAUAUCUCUAGCAGAAAAAAGUUGACAGCUCGUGGGAAGAAGUUUUCUUUACCAACACCAAAGGGAGGCAAAUACGCUUGCAAUCCAAUUCUCGUAGAAGACCAAAGAGAAGCUCAGCAACGCGCUACUCGUCUAGGUCGUACUAAAACGAAUGCCCUAGAUCCCGACUAUGUUGCAGGAAAUUCACCUUUUGCUGUCAACGAUGUCUAUUCUCGCGCAGCGCAACUUGGACGAACAGGUCGUGCAACUAGCAACUUUAAUCGCCGGAACCCUGCUGAAUAUCGUAAAAACAAAAAACGUUGAUUGUAUCCUUAGGUCUGUGUUACGAAAAUAUACUAUGCCAAGCGGCUGUGUUUAAAAAUUAAA